AUGACAGCCGAACAGCGUGCAGAGGCGAACAGCAAAGAACCUGUUCCAAAUGCCGACGACACUUGUACAGAGGGAGUAGUUGCAUCAACUUCGCGUUCAAGGCAAGCAGAGGAAGACCAGGAGCUGUCAAGGUUCCAUGCCAAAGCGAAAGCUCGAAGGAAGAGCAGACAGAAACGAAUUCAGUAUCAGUUCAUGUUCAAAGCAGGGGCCUUUGUGAUCAUGCUGACUGUGGUGAUGAUUACGAAGAAGAUCCAAGAGUGGUACAAAGGAGGAACGAAUCCUUCAGAAGAUAAGGCUCCGUCGCCAACGACGGCUGCCAACAGUGAGCUUUGA
This is a messenger RNA of Symbiodinium sp. CCMP2592, 333 nucleotides long. The record is from the annotation of a GenBank genome assembly. Lineage: Eukaryota; Dinophyceae; Suessiales; Symbiodiniaceae.